Messenger RNA from Salvelinus sp. IW2-2015, 2288 nucleotides. RefSeq lists its product as uncharacterized. NCBI's taxonomy places the organism in Eukaryota, Metazoa, Chordata, Actinopteri, Salmoniformes, Salmonidae. The record is from RefSeq and is a predicted model, not a curated record.
CAAGCGUCCCGCUAUCCCAGAGAGGUUAAUUCUUCCCAAAGGUUCUGUACAGCUGUAAUCAGACAACCCAACAUUUGUCCCAUCAGAUAUUUACAUCCCACUUAAGACACUCCUCCUUCUCUCCAAUCCUUAAAUGUUAUGGCUCUACAGGAAGCUAAUAAAGAGGGUAACAGGAUAACAAACCUUUAUUAGUCCCUUAAGAGAAUCUGUCCUCCCCUCCUGACCUCAACCCCUCCGUCAUCUAAUCCACAGAUGUUUCACACGUCGCUCUCCUCUCAUCCCCCCAACACAUUCCGAAGCCACCGGUCUUUCUUCAGAGAACAAUUCACUUUCUCCUUUGAUUCUAUGCUUCUUCUCUCUCAUUUAUUUAAUAUCUCAAUGUUCAAAAUGUCAAACCCAACAAAGCUAAACGUUAUGUUUAUUUUCAUUCAUUUAAUUUGUUUUGUUUAUUUUUCUUACAUUUGAUUACAGACAGUACACCUAUGUUGCAAUUAUAUGAGAUUUUUUUCCCAUGAAUAAUUGUAGAGGAUGUCUUCAUUGAUUACAUGCUGGAUAGAUAUUAUGGAAUUAUAGAUUUUCUGUCAAUUCUUUUGGGUAAUAUAAGUGUAUUGCCUAUUGUGAAAGUGUGUAAUCUACUGUAAUUUACAGUACUGUAGCAUAUCACRUUCAGCACUUSUAAGGGKAUAUAUUGCAUUGUUUGCUAUUGGAUGAACUGGUUGUUAAAACUACUAAAUUGAGAAGAUAUCAUUAUGUUGUUUUGGUGAUUAAACCAAUGUUCUCAUAACACUUCACAAUAAACCUUUGAAUCAGUGGUUGUGUGGUGAGAGAUGUUUACAAUCCAAAUGAACGCACCAUGYCAGGUUUUGAAUGAAAGAGUUGCUGCAUUAGUGUGACCAGUUUGGUAUGUACCACAUACUUGUGAAAACAGUACCAAAAUCGAUUUUAAAAAACUAGGCUUGAGCGUUCUCACCAAGGGUGUGAAAAACACUUCUGCUUUGUGAACUUCAGUCCAUCAAGAGUCUGAAAUGAUAUAACCACUGAAAGGAAAUUACGCUAUGGUGAUAGAGAAACUUCCCUCUUGGCACACACUGGAUGAAUCAACAUUGUUUCCACAAUAUUUCAACAAAAUUGCGUUGAACCAAUGUGGAAUAGACAUUGAAUUGACGUAUGUGCCCAGUGAGUAGUGUAUGUUGAGAAACUUGUUGUGCAGAGACACUCUGACAGAGAGAGAAGCAAAGGAGAGAGUGAGGGAGAGGACAAUGGUUAAAAUGGCUGUUUUGGGACUGCUUGGGUCCCUUUUAUAUCUGCUAACAGGUGUCAGUGGAYAAACUGUCCCCCACAUCACCACAGAGGGAGAUGAUGUCAGUGUGCUGUGUAACAAUGUGGUUUAUCCAAACUGUUCCUCAACUACAUGGAUCUUCAACAGAGAUGGAUCUUCCACUGAACUAGUCCGUCUAGGGAAGGUGAUAAAACAACCACAACUGAACAACAUGGCUGACAGACUGAGUUUGGGGUCUGAAUGUUCUCUAAAUGUUAGUGAUGUCAGAGCUGAGGAUGCUGGACGCUACACUUGUCAACAAUACCAUACAGAGGGUGGACCACAACAUGGAGAGGAUGCUCCUGUUGAUCUGUCUGUUCUAACCAAGAUCAUAUCCUCCACAACUGCAAGAACAUCCACAUCAUCCAAUCCAUUCCCUUCUGGUUCUCCUCCACCAAUCCAGAUCCUCGUCCUCCCUGUGGCUGUGGGAGCAGCUGUGUGUGUUGUUGCUGCUGUCAUCGUACUACACAAAAGGAGAACAAAUAACCGAAUGUCAGCUGAUGACAAAAUUGAUCUGACUGCAGGAAGCCACUCUAACGUACCAACCAAUGAGGACAAGCAUCAACCUGAUGGCAAUAUCACCUAUGCCUCCAUCCUCCACUUCAAUCAAAAUCCCCCGCAGAGUGUUGAUCUCCAGGGUGAGGAUGCAGUGACCUAUUCCUCUGUUAAGCCCUCUACUACCAGAGGGAGAGAGACAGUGAACCCUGCUGACCCCAGCUCCCUCUACUACACUGUCAACUAACCUCAGGGAGRCAAGACAUAAGGAGAGACAGUGAACCCUGCUGACCCCAGCUCCCUCUACUCCACUGUCAACUAACCUCAGGGAGRCAAGACAUAAGGAGAGACAGUGAACCCUGCUGACCCCAGCUCCCUCUACUCCACUGUCAACUAACCUCUGUUGUUUAACCUUUGUUUAACUAGGCAAGUCAGUUAAGAACAAAUUAUUAUUUACAAUGACGGCCUACCCAGG